CACGUGAAGGGCAAACAUGGCGGCUCCCAGAGGAAGACCGCCCACGUUGCAGUGAGUGUGAGCAGCAGUGGAGGCAGCUCCGCGGCUUCUUCACGACCGGAUCGGAGCACCAGGCCUCAAGAUGGAACAUAAUCAAGACAAUACAGAAAGAAGAUUAAGAAUCAAUGAAAUCAUAGCCAGAAAAGUGGCACAACUUCCAGAAUCAGAUCAGAAUUUACUUAUGACUGGAUCAGCUUAUGUUGGACUAAACGCAGCUUUUUGUGGCUUAAUAGCAAACAGUUUUUUCCGACGCAUCUUAAAUGUGAGACAUGCUCGCAUAACAUCAGCUUUACCAAUGGCUGUUCUCCCAUUUUUGUCAACCUACGUAACUUACAGAAGUGUUGUAAGUUUACCUUUGAGUUCAGGUGAUCUAAGCUGUGAAGCCUGUACUGUUAUAAGAGGUGGAAUGGUUGGUCUCAUAAUCGGGGGUUUCUAUCCUGUUGUUUUGGCUAUACCAAUAAAUGGUGCUCUGGCAGCCAGGUACAGUUCGGCUCCACUACCACAGAAAGGAAAUAUUUGGACCUACUGGAUCACAGUCUCUCAACCUGUCUUUAGAAAAAUGGUCUUUCCUAUAAUGCUGCAGACUAUGUUUGCAGCAUACCUUGGUUCUAAACAGUACGAAGUACUCAUAAAAGCAUUUGAAUUACCUGAACCUUAAAAUAAAUCAAGUGCACAGCUAAAAGGUUAAAAUUAUGUAAAAAUAAGAUACUAAUACCCAACAAAUAUACAAAUAAAAUUGUACUUAUUGCAACUUACUGUGACUUUACAUCUAUUACCUGAAGCUAACACAUCAAAAAUAGUGCCUAAAGUCAGGAAACACUACUGCUGAACAAAUUAUCUACAAGUUGGCUCAGUUACUAAAACCUGUGGUCCCUUUCAAAAAUAACUGAUACAGGUAACAUUAAAUUUAGGGAGGAAAGCUACCAAAUUAUUAGAGGUGAAGAACUAUCCUUUUUUUAAAAAAACAAAAAGUUUAAUACAGUUUUCUCAUUAAUUUCUCAACCUGGAAAAGUAAAAGUAUAAGAAAACACUACAUAGCCACUCUUACCGCUUACAAAAUCCAUCUCCUUUCACCUACUCAAAUUGUUUCUAAAGCUUGUAAAAAAACAGUUUUUUCCUCAAGAGUUGGAAGAGGUCUGGGAGGUCCAACUGCUUUAAUAUCCCUACCAAAGCAAAAAAAUACAAAUACCUUUGAUACCCUGAAAAGAAUGCUUUAAUCAUGGGGAGCUCACAGAAAGGCAGCCCAUUACAAUUUUCUGGAGAGCUCUAAUAAAGUUAGACAAAGUCAAAAUAUGCUUCCUACAUAUUUCUCUGUUCUCUCUAGAAUACAAGAUAACAAACCUAUUCUAUCUUUCAAAUAACAUUUCCCCAAAUCUCCAGUUUUCAUAGCACUACAUCCUAUUCACUCUGUUUAAUAAAGCUGCAUGACACAUGAAAGUAUUAGAUUCACAUUACUAGGGACAACUCAUCUAUUCCCUACCCUGCUACUAAAGGUCAGAGUUACUAAAUUUUCUAGCCCUUUGGCAUAUUAUUACUAUUGCAAAACAGAGAUAGCUAUAGUAAUUUCAUAGGGUUAUUAUAAGGCUCAAAUAAAACACUUCACAAGUUUUCUUCAGUACUAAUGCUGAUAAAACAGAACAUUAAUGUAAAUUUUUAAGGAAGUUAACAGCAAGAAGAUGCUGCCGUGCCUGCUUACUCAGUGUAGAAGGCAGGAUUUGGAAAAAAAAUUUAAAAACCAGUCAAAUAGAAAGAAAUUGCAGCUCUAGUAAAGGGAUAAAUUUCUAAAAGUCAGACGGAGGCAGAAUAAUUUCCUUUUUUAAAAAGGGAAAGUUUUGUUUUUUUAAAGAUUACUGAAAGUCAAUUGGUUUUUAGUUUUAUUUUUUUUUUUUUUAAACAAACACCCCCAUGACAUUGAGGUCAAAUCAAGGAUCCAUGAAUCUUAUCUUUAAAGCUCCCCCCCUUUUUUUUCCAGCAGUUUUCUCAAAACAGACAUUACUAUUUAAAGUCUAAAGCCAUGAUUGACAAACUGAAUGAAACUGGCAGAACUACCUGUUAAAUCAUUUAAAACUAUCUUGAAAACUAUUCAAAUUCUUUAAAAACCUUUACUACAUAUUGCUGUCUUAUGUCUUACACAUAUUUGUAUCUCCCCUUCAUGGUGCCAGCAGAGGUCUUGUAUGUAAUCAGUGCUCAAUAAAUGUUUCCAUCAAUUUAAA
Vombatus ursinus (common wombat) is the source of this 2252-nucleotide messenger RNA. It is a transcript of the gene TMEM126A, whose product is annotated as transmembrane protein 126A. Gene Ontology annotation, cellular component: mitochondrion. Gene Ontology annotation, biological process: mitochondrial respiratory chain complex I assembly. The transcript is spliced from 5 exons. Bases 122 to 697 code for a protein of 191 amino acids. Lineage: Eukaryota; Metazoa; Chordata; Mammalia; Diprotodontia; Vombatidae. The record is from RefSeq and is a predicted model, not a curated record.